CCUUCCCGGGUCGGGACAAAACGGCGCGCGCGGGGCGCACGGGACACCCGCCGCGGAGCGCUUCCCGCAGAGCCGCCCGACCCGCCCGCCGCAGGUUCAGGAUGCCCAACUGGGGAGGAGGCAAGAAGUGCGGCGUCUGCCAGAAGACCGUGUACUUUGCCGAGGAGGUGCAGUGCGAAGGCAGCAGCUUCCACAAAUCCUGCUUCCUGUGCAUGGUCUGCAAGAAGAACCUGGACAGCACGACCGUGGCCGUGCACGGCGAGGAGAUCUACUGCCGGUCCUGCUACGGCAAGAAGUACGGCCCCAAGGGCUACGGCUACGGGCAGGGCGCCGGCACGCUCAGCACCGACAAGGGGGAGUCGCUGGGCAUCCGGCAUGAGGAGGCCCCCGGCCACAGGCCCACCACCAACCCCAACGCCUCCAAGUUCGCCCAGAAGAUGGGGGGCUCCGAGCGCUGCCCCCGCUGCGGCCAGGCCGUCUACGCCGCGGAGAAGGUGAUCGGUGCCGGGAAGUCCUGGCACAAGUCCUGCUUCCGCUGUGCCAAGUGCGGCAAAGGCCUGGAGUCCACCACGCUGGCCGACAAGGACGGCGAGAUUUACUGCAAAGGAUGCUACGCCAAGAACUUCGGGCCCAAGGGCUUUGGCUUCGGGCAGGGAGCGGGCGCCUUGGUCCACUCGGAGUGAGGCCGCCUGCCCCCCCGCCCCCCCACCACCACCACGUGCCAUCUCCACCACCCCCUCCCCGCAGCCUCGGCCACCCCCCGGACGCCUCUCCUCAGCCCUGCCCACGCUCGUCACCAGGGACCGGAACUUGGUGUCUGGGCCCCUCUGGUUUGGGGUCAGCCUGAGGGCCCCCCUCAGGGGUGCCCCCUGCCUGGGGUCUGCCCCGUCACCGGCGGGGGAGUCUCCUCGGAUUUCGUCUCCCACACCCGCCCGCAGGCCUCCGUCCUCAGCCUCCUCGGCUGAGCGUCCACCACCAUCUGAGCCCCCGUCUCGGGGCGCAGAGGGGAGGCUGUGGGUUCCCGACCCCAGAGCUUCUCCUCUGCGAGAAAGGGGGUGUCCCUCAGAACAGGCCUGGGGGGUCCCCCCAGCUCAGGAGUCACCGGAGCGGGGGAGGGGACAGAGAGGCAUGAGACAGGGACCUGGCCCACAGGAGACCCCUGCUCCCCUAGGCCGUGACCUUGAGGCCGUGACCUUGGAGGCGGUGACCUUGAGGCCAUGACCUUUGAGACGGUGGGGAAUUGGUGUCCUUCCCCGUGGGGUGGGAGGACACCCAGGUCUGAGAACCCCAGAGUCCGCAUAUGGUCUGACCUCCCCAGCUCCCGGUCUGAUGGGGGUCCCCAUGAAACACCCCGAUACCCACCCCUGUUUAUCAGAGGCCCAGCUCUGAGGGGAGACGGCUCCGCCCCUGACCCGGGGUCCCGAGGCUGCGGCGACAGCGGCCCCCGCUCCACACACACCCAGCCCCGUGCCCUGCUGCCACGCCGCUCAGCCCUCAGACACGGAGGCACGCCGUCCGGACACCCCUCCCCGCUGCACCCGGAGCUCAGGACCCUCCUGCCCACCCCUCCCCGGGGCCUUCUCUGGCCCCGUCACCCCUCCCUUCCAGGCCCCCAGGUCAGAGCAGCAGGAGGGGGAGAGGGUGGCCUCGACGCUCCCAGGGACAGGAAGGGGGCUAGGGGAUGGAGCUGGGCCUGGAGGGCUGCGGGCCUGGGCUGUGUUCAAGCUGACCCCUCACUUGGUCAAUAAAAGCCAUCAGAACGGA
Molecule: messenger RNA, 1764 nt
Organism: Eptesicus fuscus (big brown bat)
Lineage: Eukaryota; Metazoa; Chordata; Mammalia; Chiroptera; Vespertilionidae
Gene: CSRP1
Product: cysteine and glycine rich protein 1
Exons: 6
Coding region: 102-683 (193 amino acids)
Biological process (GO): sarcomere organization; muscle tissue development
Cellular component (GO): nucleus; cytoplasm; Z disc
Molecular function (GO): structural constituent of muscle; actinin binding
Source: RefSeq, a predicted model, not a curated record